Molecule: messenger RNA, 1480 nt
Organism: Merops nubicus (carmine bee-eater)
Lineage: Eukaryota; Metazoa; Chordata; Aves; Coraciiformes; Meropidae
Product: gamma-aminobutyric acid type B receptor subunit 2
Exons: 6
Biological process (GO): gamma-aminobutyric acid signaling pathway; G protein-coupled receptor signaling pathway
Cellular component (GO): G protein-coupled receptor heterodimeric complex; membrane
Molecular function (GO): G protein-coupled GABA receptor activity
Source: RefSeq, a predicted model, not a curated record
CCAGACCCUGCGGGCAGAGAUAUCUCCAUCCGACCAAUCUUGGAGCACUGCGAAAACACUCACAUGACAAUUUGGCUUGGGAUUGUCUACGCUUAUAAAGGGCUGCUCAUGUUAUUCGGGUGUUUCCUAGCCUGGGAGACACGGAAUGUCAGCAUUCCUGCUUUGAAUGACAGCAAGUACAUUGGCAUGAGCGUGUACAACGUGGGGAUUAUGUGCAUCAUUGGUGCUGCUGUUUCCUUCCUCACUCGGGACCAGCCCAACGUCCAGUUCUGCAUCGUCGCUUUAGUCAUUAUUUUCUGCAGCACCAUUACACUCUGCCUUGUGUUUGUACCUAAGCUCAUCACACUGAGAACGAACCCAGAUGCAGCCACACAGAACAGACGGUUUCAGUUCACUCAAAAUCAAAAGAAAGAAGAUUCAAAAACAUCAACAUCAGUCACCAGUGUCAAUCAGGCCAGCACAUCUCGACUAGAAGGCUUGCAGUCAGAGAACCACCGCUUGAGAAUGAAAAUUACAGAGCUCGACAAAGACUUGGAAGAGGUUACAAUGCAGCUUCAGGACACGCCUGAGAAAACAACAUACAUUAAGCAGAACCACUAUCAGGAUCUUAAUGACAUUCUUAGUAUACGGAACUUCACAGACAGCAAAGAUGGUGAGAAAGCCAUUUUGAAAAAUCAUCUUGACCAAAAUCCACCAGCACAAUGGGGCUCAUCAGACCCUUCCAGAACAAGCAAAGAUCCUAUAGAAGACAUCAACUCUCCAGAACACAUACAGCGUCGGCUGUCCUUGCAGCUGCCCAUUCUUCAUCAUGCCUACUUGCCAUCCAUAGGAGGAGUUGAUGCGAGCUGUGCCAGCCCGUGCGUAAGCCCCAGUGCCAGUCCUCGGCACAGACACGUGCCCCCUUCCUUCCGAGUAAUGGUUUCGGGGCUGUAGGAAAGGGAGAUCAGUGCUUCCUGAACUGCUUUUAAGUACUCAAUGACUGGACUAAACAUCUGACCUAGAACUCUGCUACAAACAUAAAAUGUUGGCUCUUACCGCAGAGGAACUGAGGCCAUCAUCACAGGAGUGCUCGUGUAACUCGUGUGGGAAGGCAAAGGAGAAGGACACAAGGAGUUUGAUCUGUAGCCUUAUUCAUGGAGUUUUUAUUUCUUCACGUAGAAGUCACUGAAAAACAUUUCUUCCCAAAAUUCUGCUAGCAACAAGGAGGCUGGGAAAUACGGAUCUUGCAAAAAAGACGCUUGGAAAAAAAAACCAACCAACUCAAAUGUCACUGAGUUUUAUGUGGCUGUUGAGAACAUGCAAUUCUAUACUGUAUCUGUGUAAGGAAAAUACCAUGGUUGAGCUAUACCAUAUUUAUUGAAAUAGAUACACUCAUUUUUACGAGAGUUGUGUUAAAUUGCUGGAAACAUUCUGCACUGGUUAGCCUUGCUUGUUUUCAUUACAGGGAUGAUGUUCGAUAGGAAAGGAGGGUUAUGAGAAA